Molecule: messenger RNA, 1995 nt
Organism: Hydra vulgaris (swiftwater hydra)
Lineage: Eukaryota; Metazoa; Cnidaria; Hydrozoa; Anthoathecata; Hydridae
Source: RefSeq, a predicted model, not a curated record
UUAUAUUUCAAUUCACUUCCCCAAGGCCAUGAAGGCCACUACAGUCGAGGAGGCUGCUUUUCUUGAGGUUAAAACUCUCUCUCAACACAAUGCUCCGAAACACAAACCUUGACUCACAAGUUUUCUGUUAUUUUAGCUAGUUUAUAUUGCCACUAAUAUUUAAAAAUAGGGGUUGCAGCUUCAGUAUCCCCAAGUAAACUCUUGGUUCAUCAUUGCUAAUUUGCAAUAGCAACCUCUCAUGCAUGUUUUUAGUCAUAUUUAGUUGAUAGUAAAAAAUUCAGCCAUGGAUAAAAAUGAAUGCAAGUUAAACCAAUCACCAGAAGCACUUACAUUGACAAAAAAAAAGAAACAAUUCAAAAGAAAAGUUCAAAACCUCUUUCUGCUUGGAACAUGUUUUACAUGAAAAAUAAAGAUAAUCUAAAUGUUCAAAAUAGCAGUAAUGCAAAUGAAGAUUUUGGAUUAAGAUCUACGGUUCUUGCACAUGCUUGGAAACAAUGCUCCAAAAUGCAAAAAGAGCAUUACAAGAAACUUGCCAGUCACCACAACAAAGAAAAUAUUUUUUGUCAAUGUGGCAAAUUAUUUAAAAAAAAGAAAGAAUUAAACCGGCAUCAGAAGUCAUGUGGAAAAGUUUUUGAAUGCCAUUCUUGCAGCAAGUCUUUCAGUGCUGAGAAAAAUUUAAAAAGACAUUUUAAAGAACAGCAUAGCGGAAAGGCUCGUAAAAGAAACAAUGUUUUAUAGUUUUCCCUAUUGCUGUGCAAGUUUAUUCCUCCAAGUUUAGUAAAAUAGAUUGAAAAUAUAUAAUUUUUUGGAAAUAUAUUUUAAAUAUGUUACUAAUUAUUGUUAUGUAUUUAUUUAUUUCAUUUUUUUUUUAAUCUACCAUGAAAUUGUUAAUGGCUAUUAACCUUUUGAUUUGCAAAAAUGCCAAUAGUCACUUUAUUGGGCUAGGUAUAGACAUACAUAUCAAUUCAUCUAUUUUAUUUAAAAUCAGGUGUGAAUACUCUUAAUUACAAUCAUCCUUCUCUUUGUUCUUUUGCGUUCCUCUUCUUACGAAGACUGCGCUUUAUUUGAUGUUAUUUAUAAUCAAAUUGACUAAACACUUUCUUUAUACAUUAGCCUUUCUUUUUGUCCACCAGCCUUUCUCUUUGUCUAUAAGUCUUUCUCUUUGUCCAUUAGCUUUUCUCUUUUUCCAUAAGGAUUUUCUUUGUCCAUCAGACUUUUUUUUUGUCUAUCCAUUUUGUCUAUCUAAUUUUGUGGACUAAACAAAAAAAAGUCCUCGAUUUUGAAAUAGGGCCCCUAAAAUCAUGGGGUCCUAAGCUGCACCCUAGCCUGCCUAAUGGUUAAUUGGCCUGUGUCUAUAAUGCGGAUUAGCAAGUUAGCCACAGUAAGGUCCUUUAGCUCAAAUUGAAAUAUAUUGCAUUUCUGAUUUUAUUUUGGAUUAUAUGCACAUGGUUUGUCUUGGUGUAGUAAGACGCAUACUUACCUUUUUAAAGUCCGGUCCAAAACAUUGUAGACUUUCAAAUGCCCAAAUAAAAAAUAUACCUGAUAAUCUGUUAAGCUUAUGUGGUAUGAUGCCAUCUGAAUUUGGUCAACAACCACGUUCCCUUUUGGAGUCAGAUCGAUGGAAAGCUACAGAAUUUAGACAAUUUAUUUUAUACACUGGACCCUUAGUUUUAAAGGGUGUUGUUAGCAAAGAAAUUUAAUGAUGAUUCUCUUAAAUGAGGGCAAUCGAUUUAGAAAGCAUUAUCUUACAUUCGCGAGAGUACCAUUAAAUUAUUUUGUUAUAAAUUCAAAACAUUUAUAUACAUAAUCAUUCUGUGUUUACAAUGCUCACUCUUUACUUCAUAUUUGUGAUGAUAUUGUUAAAUUUGAUUGUUCACUAAAUGACAUAUCCUGUUUUCCUUUUGAAAAUUUUAUGCAGACAUUAAAAAAAGCAGUAAAAAAUUCAAAGAGUCCUGUUGUUCAAAUAGCCAAACAAUAUCAACGAAUACAAUCUUU